AUGACGAUCUCCGAGUCGGAGGACCUCAAUUUCUGUUUCCCGGUGCGGGAAUUAUCGAAUGAACGCAUCAAGAUGACUCCCUUCAAGGCAUCAAUUCAUUCGUCCUCAUUUGUGUCCAACUCAUCAGCUCACCCGGAGCUAUGGGCACACAUGCCUACUGGCCCGUUCCAAACCGUGCAGGAUUUCGAUACCAAAUUUCUCGAGGCCGUAGUCCACCGUGACCCAGGAAUGGUGUUGUUCGCCAUCAUAGAUAAAACGAAACCACCCUCCGCAGCAGACGAGGAAGGCGAACUGGCUGGGAUCAUGUCCUACACGAGCUCUUCGGCCGCGAAUCUAAGCACAGAAAUAGGGUUUAUUGUUAUUCUUCCCCCAUAUCAAAGGACGCACGUCAAUUCCAAUGCUGUUGGGCUUCUUUUGCAGUAUGCGCUGGAUUUACCAUCGCAGGGCGGUCUGGGGUUGCGCAGAGUUCAGUGGCUAUGCAGCUCCGUGAACGCACCUUCCAUUCGUGCCGCUGAGAGACUGGGCUUCAAGAAGGAGGGAGUUAUGAAAUGGCAUCGUGUAUUUCAUGAUGGCAAGGGCAGAAGCAAAGUACAUAAUGGUCGUGAGUUGCCUCGCGGUGGUCGUGUCGAACAAGACUACGGAAGGGACAGCGUUGUUUUCGGUCAAUGUUGGGAUGAUUGGGAGCAAGGAGGAAGAGAGAAGAUACAAGCGAUAAUGGUCAGACAGCAUCGACACACUUAUGAAUUUAUCAAGUGA
Molecule: messenger RNA, 756 nt
Organism: Suillus clintonianus
Lineage: Eukaryota; Fungi; Basidiomycota; Agaricomycetes; Boletales; Suillaceae
Product: acetyltransferase
Exons: 3
Coding region: 1-756 (251 amino acids)
Molecular function (GO): protein N-terminal-serine acetyltransferase activity; protein-N-terminal-alanine acetyltransferase activity
Source: RefSeq, a predicted model, not a curated record